Messenger RNA from Amblyraja radiata (thorny skate), 4351 nucleotides. RefSeq names its product insulin receptor substrate 1-B-like. Gene Ontology annotation, cellular component: plasma membrane; cytosol. The record is from RefSeq and is a predicted model, not a curated record. NCBI's taxonomy places the organism in Eukaryota, Metazoa, Chordata, Chondrichthyes, Rajiformes, Rajidae. Gene Ontology annotation, molecular function: phosphatidylinositol 3-kinase binding; insulin receptor binding. Gene Ontology annotation, biological process: insulin receptor signaling pathway. Bases 517 to 3249 code for a protein of 910 amino acids. The transcript has 3 exons.
AUGCAGUUUGGGAGUGAGUACUUGCUGAGUGGAGGUGCCGCGGCGACGGGCGCUAGGACCCAGGGACGCACACACACACACACUCUCUCUCUAUAUGUGUGUGUGUCUGUGCCUCCUGGCUCCACAUUUAGCAAUGCAAAUCUGCUCAGCAGUUUAAAAACAAAAUCCACAUGCACCCGAAAUAUAGUGUGUGUGUAUAAAUUUGCAAAGGGAGACAGGACUGGUCAGAGGCGCUUCGCAAUAACACAGCAGCCAGCAGCGACCAGCAGCAGGGGAGGUUGGGCGGCGAGCUCGCCGGGCGAGGGGAUUUAAUCUUUGCAACAAAAAAAAAAAAAUUUGCAAAGUUUUAUUUGCAGGACAGCGGAGAGGGUGCAAAGAAAAUAUUUGUCGGGGGGACGAAAAAAAAACCGAAAAGGACCGGUGGGGCGAAGAAUGUGAGAAAAGGGUCAGCAGCCGAAGAUUUUAAUAUUUUUUUUCAGUUUUUUAUUUUUGCAUUGUUUUCAUUCCACCCGGCCGAUGGCGAACCCGGCGGAGGACUGGCUGGAGGACGACGUGAGGAAGUGCGGCAGCCUCCGCAAGUGCAAGAGCUUGCACCGCAGGUUCUUCGUGCUGCGGGCGGCGAGCGAGCGCGGGGCGGCCAGGCUGGAGUACUACGAGAGCGAGAAGAAGUUCCGCGCGCGCGGCCCGGGAGGAGGAGGAGGAGGAGGAGGAGGAGGAGGGGCGGGGGGGAGCGGCGCAGGCGCAGGAGGGGCAGGCGCGGCCACGAGCCCGGCCCCCAAGCGCGCGCUCCCGCUCAACGGCUGCCUGAACGUCAACAAGCGCGCGGACUCGCGCUGUAAAUACCUGCUCGCGCUCUACACCCGGGACACGUGCCUGGCGGUGGCAGCCGACAGCCCACAGGAGCAAGACAGCUGGUACCGGGCUAUCCUGCAGCUCAUCACCCCCGGUACAGGCCCUACAGCCUCCAGCACCGAUGGAGACUCCAACUACGCCCUGGCACCGGGUCCAGCUUUCAAGGAGGUGUGGCAGGUCAACCUUCGUCCCCGGGGCCUGGGCCAGUCACGGAACAUGAACGGCAUUUACCGGCUGUGCCUGACGGAUAAGACCAUCAGCUUGGUGAAGCUGAACUCGGACACGGCGGCGGUGGUCCUCCAGCUGAUGAACAUCCGCCGCUGCGGCCACUCGGACAACUUCUUCUUCGUGGAGGUUGGCCGCUCGGCCGUCACUGGCCCCGGUGAGUUCUGGAUGCAAGUGGACGACUCGGUGGUCGCCCAGAACAUGCACGAGACCAUCCUGGAAGCCAUGAAGGCCAUGAGCGAGGAGUUCCGCCUGAGGAGCAAGAGCCAGUCGUCCAGCUCCAACCCCAUCUCGGUGCCCAUCCGCCGCUACCACCUGGCUAGCCUGCCGCCCAGCCAGGUGGGUUUCUCUGCCAGGAGGCCAGGAGCCACCUCGCCCGCCCAGCGUUGCAACUCCGUCAGGGCCCGGACCUCCAGCGACGGCAGCGCCGCCUCAUCCUCCUCCUCCUCCCGACCGCCGUCGGCUGACGAGGUCCCAGCCAGCCCCUCCCUGGGCGCCGGGCUGCCCUCAUCCCGGCCAGGGUCGUCCAGAGCUCACCCAACUCUGGGUCAGACCAGGUCGACCCCCGACCCCUCCACCCGGCGCUCGCCCUGCUCCGCCACCGGCCUCGCUUUCAGCCUGACCGCCGACCGUGGCUUCUCCUCGCCCUCCCCCUCCUCGUCCCCGCCGUCCUCGUCUGACGGGGAGGGGGAGUUCGGCACCAGCCCUGCCCAUUUCCCACUGGAGGGCACCCCCCAGGAUUACGUGGCGCUGUGCAGCCUUGCCCCGGCUGCGCAAGAGGUGGGCGCCCAGCAGAAGCGGGUCCUGAGGCGGGCAUGUAGCCAGGGCGAGGAGGAGAUGGGGGAGCGUGGUGUCAGCAAGCGGGCAUGGGCUGGCAAGGGUAGCUGGCGCGCUUCAAGAACCCCUGAACCGUCUGAGGGAGGGUGCAAGGAUUUCAGAGACAACGGGUACAUGGCCAUGUCGCCCGGCAUGGUGUCAGGGCCCUGCCAGGUCCAGGGUGGCGACUAUGUAGCCAUGACUCUUAAGGGUGCAUCGGCCCCCCAGCAGAUCCUGGGCCCCCAUCCCGACGGCCGCUGCGGAGGUGGUUACAUGCUCAUGUCCCCCAGCGGGAGCUGUUCCCCUGAAAGCUGGGCUCGGGCGGUCAACCGCAAGUUGGAGAUGGGGGACGGAAUCAGCGACUACAUGAACAUGUCGCCGGGCAGCCGCUCGGCUUCCAGCACCCCCCCCGAGAGCCCCCGUAUCCCACUGCCCCCCCGGGCGGAGGAGGGCGAGCUGGCGGACUCACUCUGUCACGGCUUCCGCUCACUGCCCCGCUCCUACAAGCAGCCGGCCCCAGCCACAGCCCCGGCCGCCUCCUCUGGCCAGCUCUCCUCCUCCUCCUCCUCCUCCUCCACUGACGGCAGCAGUGACAGCCUGGGGGAGGCGGAGGGGCGCCGUCCAUCCUCUGCGACCCCCGCUGCCCAGCAGCCCCCUAGACCGGGCAGGAAGGCUCUGUGCCGCCCGGCCUGUCUCAGUAUCGACGUGGCCAAAGCAAAAACUCUGCCCCGUCACCGCGAUAGCCCAGAUCCCCAGAGCCCGGGAGAGUACGUCAGCAUCGAAUUCCGGGCUGAGACCACCGUCCCCAGGUCCGGACCCUGUGCCAGCAUGUUCCAACAUCCGCCCUGCCCGGCCACCGAAUACAUCAACAUGGAACCCAGCCAGGUUUCUGCUAAGGAGCACAUCGCCGAUCCCUCUCCCAAAGGCACCUAUGAGCCCGUCGGCAUGCCGGAACUCAGCCCCGACCCCCACCAGGAAGCCAGGGUGAUUUGCGCCGACCCCCAGGGUAGACGCCGCCACUGCUCCGAGACCUUUCUGCCCGCGCCUCUCCCCUCCGCCCCUUCCGCCGACCACGUGAGAUGCCGUGGCUCGGCGUCCUUCGAGAACGUCUGGCCGACGGAAGGUGGGAGUGCCGAGGAGGAGCCUUGCACAGGGAUGUCACGCCACAUGUCAAUCGGCUUCGAAAACGGCCUGAACUACAUCGAUUUGGAUCUGGGUACAGAUAGCAGCCACACUGAACUGCCCACCUUGCAGCAAAGGCUUUACACACCUGCAAGCGCCCAAACUUAUGCCAGCAUUGACUUUCACAAGUCCGAGGAAUUGAGAAGCCAUAAAACUAACAAAGAAGAUUGCUGAUCGAAGGUCCUUGGCUUUCGGAAGGAUUGCAGAUACACUCAUCGGCCACCCAUCUGCGGAACAAUCCUCGACUUUGGUUCAAGGCUGAGGGAGGGAUUUCAGUCGCUUCAAGCAACAGCCAACUCACCUCAGAUGCAGUUCUAUAGAAGUAAAUGAUGACUCUCAUUUUGCACAGACAUUCAACACCACGGGCACAUCCCUGGUGUAGCACAACCCACCCGCUGAGCCUUUGAGAGAUGGUCGGUGAGUGGGGAGAAAAGGAUUAAAAUAAAAACCAAACACAGUGCCAAACUGAUCUUCAGAGGGCCAAGUGAGCCAUCAACUGGAUACAACCUCUUUCUUGAUUCCUGAAUUAACUUAUCUAACCACGCCUGGUCAUUCAGGCCGACGUGGGAAUGGUGCAGGAAGACUUGGCGAGGAACCGACAUUGCUCACCAUCUUCUGCUCUCCCCCGGUCUACAGAUUGCAACCCACCCUUGCCUGACUCACGGACAUCCAUCGGUUUGAUGCCUCUAUCUAGCGUAGAGUACAUCACCUUCCGUUGAGGGGGAGCGAAUGGGAGGUCAAUCAGUUCAAACCUCCCUCCGAUUUCAUUGUUCCUCUCCCUCCCCCAAAUCCACAACCCAACUGAGAGCAAGAAAAUCCGUUGGGAUACGCACAGUCGAAGAGUUGGCAUAGUCGCCCCCUUCUUCAUCCAACUCUUCAGAUCUAAGAUGGCCGCCUGCUUUGACUUGACUGCACCUGAGGCCAGUCACAGACACCAUUUUGAACUACACCAGCACAGUGGCUUAUCAAGCUACUGCUAACUCGCUGUCAUGUACACCCCUUUAUAGAUGUUGGAGUGUCAAAAACAAAGUGGCAAUGUGUUUUCUUUUAAACGUACUUGUGAGUUUUGUUUGGACUUGCAGCUAAGUUCUCACGAUAACCAAACAGGCCUUGAAUCUUGGGUUGCCAACUCCGGUUUGCCAUCUUGCUCGAGGUUCCAUCGUGACCUCUUGCCGUUCACUUGUUUAAGAAAGAACUGCAGAUGCUGGAAAAAUCAAAGGUAGACAAAAAUGCUGGAGGAACUCAGCGGGUGAGGCAGCGAAGGAAUAGUUGAUGU